CACAAUUGCACGACACGUGGAUUAUAAAUGAGUGACUUCACAGUACUCGUAAAAUGUUACCGUGUUACCGAAUCAACAUGAGAUUAAAUUACUGGUGUCUCCGGGUGAGCCUGUUUCGGAUUGGUCACUGAUAACACACCCCGGGUAUUUAAGUUUCUCAAAUCUUUUGUCUCGAUUCAACAAGCAUCGUCUUGAAAGCAACAAGUGACCCUCCGCUGAAUUAAUUCAGUCAAGAAGAAUAACAAAAAACAAUGUCUUCUGUAGACAUCCAGAAAGCUGUCUUUAGCGUAUCCAAAGCAGAAGAUGUGAGACAAGAAACCAUUCUUCUGAUGAAGCCCUAUGCCAACUGGGAAGAGUUUUUAAUGCCAGGCCCACUCUCUAUUGCCAUCCUUGGAGAGUUGGUCUACAUCUCCUCAAAAGGUGACUUCUCCAUUAACAAGAAUCCACCUGAAAAGGGAUAUGAAUAUAUCCGCCACCCAGAGUCAUUCCGUGCUUGUCUUAUGCAGGUGACAAACAGUGGAUGGCUGGCUUUUAAUGAAGCUCACAAGAACAUGGACCAAAUUCGACUUCACUCUGGUACUGUGCCCCUUUACUUGAAAAUGGCUGUAAGGACACUUCUUCAGAACAACCCUGACCGUGCCCGAGCGCUUAUUCCAAGCCAGUUGCAAAAUAUUAGAAAUAUAGCCAGUGAGUGUACACGGCUGGCAGAGUCAACAGAGAAGAAAUUCACAGAUGUCAUUCUGCUUAUUCAAGAAAUAUUGGAAGCUUGCAUUAAUGCAAAGCACCUUUAUGAAGAGGAUUUACAGAACAUCAAGCUCAAAUUGGAAGAAGCCAAAAUGAAGAAAGAAUCAACAGACAUGGCCACAAAACUAGCUGAGGAGAACCUGACCAGAAUGUCUAAAGAGCUGGAUGAGGCUCAUGACCAAUUUAAAAAAUCCUUGGACUCAAUACCCACUGGCUGGGAGAUGGUUGGGAUGACUUUGGCAGAAGGUAUCACAGGUUCUUUAAAUAGUUUUAUCUCUGGUACAUUAUCUAUAUUGUCAUCCCCCAAAAAAAUUACUAAUAAAUUUAAAAGUUCAUCCAGUGAAUCUUCAAAUUCUGUUAAAAGUGAUAACCCUUUGGCUGUUAACAAUAUUUAUUCCAAAUCCAUACAACUGCUUAGAUUGUCACAGCAAAUGCAAAUGUUUCUGGGAAAUGAUCAGAUCAAAUGGAAGGAAAUCUAUGAUGAAAGAAAUGAAUCUCUGAAAUCAAACUGGCUUAAGAAACAGUAUGAAGAUAUUGAGAAGAGAGUGAAAGCAGAAGAAGAUUGCAAGCCCAAAGAGAAAGCCCUUAACAUUUGUAAAGCUGCUAUUUCCAUUUGUAACAUGCUGACAAAAUACGCGCCCAAGAAAGUUUGUACUGAUGAAGAAAAGAAGAACCUCUUAACACAGAUAGCCAAUCUCAAAGACAGUUGUGAGAUGUUUGACUCCGAGAGCAAGUCCUUCACAAAAUCCCCUGCUUUUCAAACUCCUCCACCAAAUAUAGCACAGAAAAAUAAUGAAGCGCAGAAAAGUGCCGUUCAGGCCGCCUCUGAUAAUGCCAGAUUUAAAAUCGAACAAAGCCAGGCCCAACUUAAGCAAGCGCAAGACACGUACAAGAAAAGUAUUGAGAACUUUGAGAAGAACAACAAGGAACUGACGGAUAUUCUUGUCUCCAUGCGGAGUUGCCAGGUAAAGGAGAUCGAUUUCAAUACUGCGAUAAAAAUGCUAAUGAAAGGCCUAGAUGCCAUGGGAAGAGUGAAGGAGCAGUGGGAGAAAAUGGUUCACUUCUUUCAGAUGAUAUCUAACUUAAUCUGUACUUGCCUGAACACCUCAUUGAAGCAGUUUGUUACAUCAGCAGAAUCGAUUGACGGGAUUGAAGGCUACUCAUCCAACUCUUUUGUGACGGACAUGAUCUACACCCAGGCUUUCCAGGCUUCCAAUAUUGCAAAUCUGGUCAAUAUGAUUGCUGGAACGUACACUGAGAUCUCAGACCAAUAUCUUAUGGACAAAGUCAGCAGCCUUGGCCGCCUCAUGGCUCUAGAUCCCAGCAAUCCUCAGUUGGAAAAUGAGCGCAUAUCAUUAGCCAACGAUUGUGACUCUGCAAAGGAUGGCAUUCGUAGCUUGGUGCUAAAGAAUAAGGAGGAGUUUGAAGGCAGCAUGAAUUCACGAUUGGAGAAAAUCCAAAGCAGUCUGCAGUCAGUGCUGCCUCCAAUUUCUACUGCUGAACAAAAGAAGAUACAAAGUAACAUCUCCAUGGGCUUGAAGAAUUUGACCUUAGAAGAGGAGGGUCAGUAUGCAUGAAGGAGUGACAACCUAUUGAAUGUGGACAUGCAUUUUUAACAGCUCCUUCGGUAAGUUAAGACAUCAUUGUUGCAGUGCAUCUCGGUUUUUAGUUUUUUGGCUGACUGUAUUCACUUUCUGGUCCAGUUGAUGAAAAUAUUCAUAUCUGCGACUUGAGAUAAUUUCCCUUUGAUAAUGUGUCUUAUCAAACCUUAAGAAAAACAAUUCAUUUUGUGGAAAUGAAACCAACCUCAUCGUCAUGAGACGUCAAAGUCAAGCUUGUCAUUGUCAUCUCAACCAUAUACAAGUAUACAGACAGAUGAAAUUGCGAAGCUCGGAAGGAAGCGCACAGAAAAAAGCGCACAGGAAAUAACCACACCCGAUAGGUAUCCGUCAAUAUGGGCGCGCACAUAAAAGCGAUCUUCAAAAGGAUGACCUCAAUUGAGCGCCGAAUAAAUGUGCG
Molecule: messenger RNA, 2763 nt
Organism: Erpetoichthys calabaricus (reedfish)
Lineage: Eukaryota; Metazoa; Chordata; Cladistia; Polypteriformes; Polypteridae
Exons: 2
Coding region: 252-2321 (689 amino acids)
Source: RefSeq, a predicted model, not a curated record